Messenger RNA from Telopea speciosissima, 2021 nucleotides. Its product is annotated as sister chromatid cohesion 1 protein 1. Bases 4 to 1965 code for a protein of 653 amino acids. The transcript is spliced from 20 exons. The record is from RefSeq and is a predicted model, not a curated record. Gene Ontology annotation, molecular function: protein binding; chromatin binding. NCBI's taxonomy places the organism in Eukaryota, Viridiplantae, Streptophyta, Magnoliopsida, Proteales, Proteaceae. Gene Ontology annotation, biological process: mitotic sister chromatid cohesion; synaptonemal complex assembly; replication-born double-strand break repair via sister chromatid exchange. Gene Ontology annotation, cellular component: synaptonemal complex; cohesin complex.
AAAAUGUUCUACUCUCACCAGCUUCUCGCAAGAAAAGCUCCAUUGGGACAAAUCUGGAUGGCUGCGACGUUACAUGCCAAGAUCAACAGGAGGAAGCUCAAUAAGCUCAAUUUAGUUAAGAUCUGCGAAGAAAUAUUGAAUCCGGCAGUUCCGAUGGCUCUUAGACUCUCUGGAAUACUCAUGGGUGGAGUGGUGAUCGUCUACGAGCGGAAGAUGAAGAUCCUCUACGACGAUGUUCAACGUCUACUGGUAGAGAUCAAUGAAGCAUGGAAAGUGAAAUCCGUUUCGGAUCGAAACGUCCUUCCCAAAGGAAAAUUUCAGGCCAAGUACGAAGCUGUCACUCUGCUAGAUCAUCAUGAAGAAAUGGAGCUCGGCGUUGGCGACCAAUCGGAUUAUAGGCAUUUUUCCAUGAGACUGGAUGAAAUUGAUAUUUCUAACAUUAGCAACUGUGCUGAAGGUGACGAUCUCUCCAAACAUCACCAUCAAGCUGAUGCUGUUAACAUCACAUUAUUGGAUCCUUUUGAUUCAUACCGGAUGGAUGCAAAUCUAUAUAAUCGCUUUCAGAGGUUUGAUAUUGAAGAAGAUGAAGGUACACAGUUGAACUCUAGUCCUCAAGAGCACUCACCAGUCCCAGCGACUCUAGUAUCCUCACUACCUCCUCAAGAGCACUCACCAGUCCCGAUGACUCUAGUAUCCUCACCACCUCCUCAAGAGGAGCCUCAACCAGCUACUGGUAUCCAAGAGCAGCAUCCAGAACCUCAUGGUACUGAAGACGCUCUUCAGCCCCAGCAGAAUGAACAGAAGCGUGGUCCAACAAAAAGAAAACCAAGAAAAGAACCAAAGGGCUUUGUUAUAGAUUAUGAGCAAACCAUCAUCCCAGGCCACACUUACCAAUCUUGGCUUGAGAACCCUUCUGACAUCAUCUCAAAAAGAGCAAAGAGGAAGCAAGUCAAUCUUAGGUCUACCAUGAAGACAGCCCACCUUAUGGACCUCCCACCAGUGGCACUUUGUGGGUUAUCAGGACAUGGAAACAAAGAAGUCCACUACCCUCCACCUCUUAUGGAGCUGUGGCUGAAAUGCACCCAGCUUCAAACCACUAAUGCUUCAAUUUCGGUGUUGCCCGCAGGAAGAACUUCUGCAAACCAAUCGCCAGAACAAUUUUUACCAUCAAGUAGGACGCAUGAUAAUCAAAUCCCCAUGGAUUUUAUUGUGAAGCCUUUGGAGGAGGAUCUUCCCAGCGGAGAUGGUAUUGAGCCAUUUGAAGUCCGUGUGGAGAAUCCAGGUGGCAACCUUAACAACAUUGAAAUGCCAUGGGAUGUCUCCACACAGAAAGUAAUGCCCAAUCAUAUCAACAACGAAUUCCCAUGGAAAGUCUCCAGUACUGGAACACCAGGGAUCAAUCUAGUGGACUUUGAAAUGCCCGUAAAUGAGGCCAACCUGUUCGUUACACCAGGAAAUUCUGGAAACAAUGCAGGAACCAUUCCCAGCUCUGGAUCUGGACCUGAUUUCCAGAUACUUAUCCACGAACUCCAACUGCAUUCUGGAAGGUCCAGCAGAAAAAGGCCGUAUUCAUCAUCACACGGCCAUAGCAAUCUUGAAUCAGUGGCAGAGGAACCAUCAGCACCAUUGGAACAAGGUUUCAAGCUCCCAGGAGUACAUGAAAAUGGGCCCACCCCCGAUCAUGAACUGUUGGUGGAAACUGGGCCUACUCCAAGUCAACAUCCUAUUGUCAAUCAACCUGUCGACAAAAUCACUGAUACGAUGCGGAAGUAUCUGAAGACACAUUUUGACAUGCCGGGGGUUCCUCAAGUUGAAUCUCUCAAUCACCUGGCCGUUGGAAUGGAAAGACGUAAGGCUGCCCAGCUAUUCUACCAAACAUGCGUUCUUGCUACCCGUGACUUCCUUAGGGUUGAGCAGACCAUGCCGUAUGGGGACAUCCUAAUAUCUAGAGGAUCAAAGAUGUGAGUAGAGAGUAGAGGUGAAAGAUGAUCACCUUCCUUCCAAUGUUAAUUACAUUCACA